Molecule: messenger RNA, 1359 nt
Organism: Quercus robur (English oak)
Lineage: Eukaryota; Viridiplantae; Streptophyta; Magnoliopsida; Fagales; Fagaceae
Product: NAC domain-containing protein 69-like
Exons: 5
Coding region: 1-1359 (452 amino acids)
Biological process (GO): regulation of DNA-templated transcription
Molecular function (GO): DNA binding
Source: RefSeq, a predicted model, not a curated record
AUGGUUUCUGUUACCACUCCCACUAACCCUACACCACAGCCCCAAGCCCAUACACAACCCCCAGCCCAAACCCAAGCCCUGAACAUAAUAGAACACUGCAACAACACCAACAACAAGACUCCAUUGACAACACCACCAGUGGUUUCACAUGAUGAUCAUGACUCAGAUAUUGAUGAUCUUCUUAAGGAAUACGAAGACUUCGCUAAUGAUGAAUUCUCUUUUGAUGAUUUGCCUCCUGGAUAUAGGUUCUGCCCCACUGACGUCGAGCUCAUCAGGUUUUACUUGAAUAAGAAGGUUUCCAAUGAGCCCCUCCCUCCCAACCAGAUCGUCGAGACUAACUUAUACGGCUACAAUCCCGAGUUUCUUGCAGCAGCAAACUACAAGAAAUGUGGAGAAAAUGAAUUAUACUUUUUUACUCCAAGGGAUCGAAAGUAUUUAAAUGGAGUCCGUCCAAACCGAGCUGCUGGUGAUGGAUAUUGGAAAGCUACUGGAGUUGACAAGCCUAUCAUAUUCGACGAAACCCUAAUUGGGUAUAAGAAGGCACUAGUUUUCUGUCAAGGAAAACCUCCAAAUGGUAUGAAGACUGAUUGGAUUAUGCAUGAAUUUAGAGUUGACACUCCUUCUCGAGAUAAAAGGAAUCCAAGUGACAUGAGGUUGGAUGACUCAGUCUUGUGCAGGAUUUAUAAGAAAACUGAUCCCAAAACAAAAUCUAAUAGGAAAUCAACCUGGAUAAACAUCAGGAAGGGGAUGGAACUAGAAGAACCUCUUCUUGAUUUAUUUUUUAAUACAUUCCCUUUUGAUACAUUCCCACCUGGAUAUAGGUUCUGUCCCACUGACAAUGAGCUUGUCAGGUUUUACUUGAAUAAGAAGGUUUCCAACGAGCCCCUCCCUCCCAACCAGAUCGUGGAGACUAACUUAUACCACCACAAUCCUGAGUUUCUUGCAGCAAACAACAAGAAAUGUGGAGAAAAUGAAUGGUACUUUUUUACUCCGAGAGAUCGAAAGUAUUUAAAUGGAAACCGUCCAAACCGAGCAGCUGGUGAUGGAUAUUGGAAAGCUACUGGAGCUGACAAGCAUAUUAUAUUCGACGAAGCCCUAAUUGGGUAUAGGAAGGCACUAGUUUUCUAUCAAGGAAAAGCUCCAAAUGGUACGAAGACUAAUUGGAUUAUGCACGAAUUUAGAGUUGACACUCCCCCUCGAGACAAAAGGAGUCCAGGUGACAUGAAGUUGGAUGAUUCAGUUUUGUGCAGAAUUUAUAAGAAUACUGAAAAGGAAUCAAAAUCGAAUGAGAAAUCAACCCAAGCCCAUGCCCAAGAUGAUCAGGAGGUUCCAAAUUCCACAUCUUUGCCUCAAAAAUGA